AUGGAGGAGAUCAGCAGAAGGAACGCGUACAAAUUCGUCGCCUACUCGGCUGUCACCUUCUCGGUUGUCGCCGUGUUCUCGCUAUGCAUCACUCUUCCGAUGGUCUACAACUAUGUGCACAAUGUGAAGACUCAGAUCAACCAUGAGAUCGCCUUCUGCAAGCAUUCAGCCAGGGACAUCUACUCGGAAGUCAACCACAUCCGAGCCAAUCCCAACAACUCGACGAGACAGAAGAGACAGUAUGAUGAUUUCGGAGCAAAUGAUGCUGCUGGAGGCUUCGGAGGAAAUGGAGGAAACGGAGGAAGCUUCGGAAGAAAUGGAGGAAGCUUCGGAGGAAAUGGAGGAAGCUUCGGAGGAAAUGGAGGAAACGGAGGAAGCUUCGGAGGAAAUGGAGGAAGCUUCGGUGGCAACGGAGGAGGUGGUGGUGCUGGAGGACAGUGCUCUGGAUGCUGCCAGCCAGGACCGGCUGGACCAGCUGGAGCCCCAGGAAAGCCGGGACGCCCAGGACGUCCAGGAGCCGCCGGACUUCCAGGAAACCCAGGAAGACCACCAGCGUCGCCAUGCGAGCAAAUCACUCCACCACCAUGCCGCCCAUGCCCACAAGGACCACCUGGACCACCAGGACCACCGGGACCAGCUGGAGAUGCCGGAGCACCAGGACAGCCAGGAUACGGAUCGGGAUCUGGAGCGCCGGGACCAGCCGGACCAAAGGGAGCCCCAGGACCAGCUGGCCAGCCAGGACAGCCAGGAGCCCCAGGACAACCAGGACGUGACGCUCAAUCCGAGUCAAGCCCAGGAGCCCCAGGACCAGCGGGACCACAGGGACCACCAGGACCAGCCGGAGCUCCAGGACAGCCAGCCGGACCAGGAUACCCAGGACCACCAGGACCAAAGGGACCAUCGGGCGCUCCAGGACAGCCAGGAGCCGACGGAAACCCGGGAACUCCAGGCCAGCCAGGACAAUCGGGAGGAUCGGGAGAGCGCGGAAUCUGCCCGAAAUACUGCGCCAUCGACGGAGGAGUGUUCUUCGAGUACGGAACCUUCAGAAGACGUUAA
This is a messenger RNA of Caenorhabditis bovis, 1056 nucleotides long. The record is from the annotation of a GenBank genome assembly. NCBI's taxonomy places the organism in Eukaryota, Metazoa, Nematoda, Chromadorea, Rhabditida, Rhabditidae.